Callorhinchus milii (elephant shark) is the source of this 979-nucleotide messenger RNA. RefSeq names its product ubiquitin-conjugating enzyme E2 R2. The transcript has 5 exons. Gene Ontology annotation, biological process: ubiquitin-dependent protein catabolic process; protein polyubiquitination. Gene Ontology annotation, molecular function: ubiquitin conjugating enzyme activity. The record is from RefSeq and is a predicted model, not a curated record. NCBI's taxonomy places the organism in Eukaryota, Metazoa, Chordata, Chondrichthyes, Chimaeriformes, Callorhinchidae. Bases 231 to 941 code for a protein of 236 amino acids.
UCCCCCCCCCCCCCCGCGGGACCUCGGCGUUUCCUGGUUCAGUAGCCGCCCACCGACCCUCUCCUCUCCUCUUCUCCCCCCCUCCUCCUCCCCCACACCCCCACAACAACAACAACAACAGCCACCACCUCCUCCUCCUCCUCCUCUUCGCACCGCACAGCGAGCGCUUCGCAAGGCAGGAAGGCAGACAGACAGACACAGACAGACAGACAGACAGACAGACGGCCGCCAUGGCUCACCAGCAGACCAGCAGCUCCCAGAAAGCGCUGAUGUUGGAGCUGAAGAGUCUACAGGAGGAGCCGGUGGAGGGCUUCAAGAUCACUCUGGUGGACGAGUCCGACCUCUACAACUGGGAAGUGGCCAUCUUCGGGCCGCCCAACACCCACUAUGAGGGGGGGUACUUCAAGGCACAGUUGACGUUUCCCAUGGAUUACCCUUACUCGCCUCCGGCCUUCAGGUUCUUAACGAAAAUGUGGCAUCCCAACAUCUACGAGAACGGUGAUGUCUGUAUUUCAAUCCUACACCCGCCUAUAGAUGACCCCCAGAGUGGAGAGCUCCCCUCGGAGAGAUGGAACCCCACCCAGAAUGUCAGGACAAUCCUCCUCAGUGUCAUCUCGCUGCUGAACGAGCCCAACACCUUCUCCCCGGCUAACGUGGAUGCGUCCGUAAUGUUCCGGAAAUGGCGAGACAGUAAAGGAAAGGAUAAAGAAUAUGCAGAAAUUAUUAGAAAACAAGUUUUAGCCACAAAAGCCGAGGCAGAGAAGGACGGGGUGAAAGUGCCCACCACCCUGGCGGAGUACUGCGUCAAGACAAAAGCCCCCUCCCACGACAGCAGCUCAGACUUGCUCUACGACGACUUGUACGAUGACGACAUGGACGAUGAGGACGAGGACGGUGACUACUACGACGACGAAGACGAUUCGGGCAACGAGGAGUCAUGACCCCCUCACCUCCCCGACCCCCGACUCCUCCCCCCCAC